Jaminaea rosea is the source of this 2928-nucleotide messenger RNA. RefSeq lists its product as hypothetical. The coding region runs from base 1 to 2928 and encodes 975 amino acids. The record is from RefSeq and is a predicted model, not a curated record. NCBI's taxonomy places the organism in Eukaryota, Fungi, Basidiomycota, Exobasidiomycetes, Microstromatales. The transcript has a single exon.
AUGGCAGCUCCAGCCCAACACCACUUCAUCGGCGUCAACGACGGCCAUCAAUCAAGCGUCAUGUUCCAGCACAGUGGCAUGGCGCCGCCUCAUCAGCAACAGCAGCAGCAGCCCCAGUCGUACCAGCACCAGCAGCACCACCCUCACUUCUUUGGAAGCGGGCCAUUGUCUCAGCAGCAGCAGCAGCACUUUGCAGCUCACGACGGCAGCGGAAUGCAGAUGUAUCAGCAGCAGCAGCAGCAGCAGCAGCAGCAUCCACAUCAUCAUGCGCUGGCUGCCCAGUAUCAGCAGUACCACCAGCAAAUGCCUCCCAACAUGUCGUCGAUGUCAACGCCAUCAGGCGCAGUCUACGCUCCUGCUGUUGCCGGCCCUUCACAGCAUCAUCACGCCCCCCUUCAAGGCUGGUCAGGCGUCAACAUCAAUGAUGGCGCAGGCUGGCAUCACCACGCCAGUGCGAAACUUGAAGACGAGGGUGAUAUGACACUAGGCGACGGCGAGGGGUGCGGAGACGGCGAGGAGAAUGAGGACGACAAGGGCAAGACCUCGUUCAGCUGUCCUCACUGCGACAAGACCUACAAGGGCAAACACGCCCGCUCUAUUUGGCGUCGCCAUCUUCAGGACAAGCACGGCAUCCCUCUUUCAGUCCAGCCACGUCGUACACGAUGGGAUGCCGAUGCCAAUCGACCAAAGAAUGCAGAGGAGCGCCGCGAGAGGAUGCUCGAGUCCAAGAGGCGUUGGGCGAGGAAGAAGCGCGCUUUGGACAAGAUCGAGGCAAAGAAGGCGGAGGCGGAGGCUUCGGGAGCAUCGCCUUCUAUGAUCGCUGCCAUUGGCGCGUCGCCUUCCUCGAACGAUGACGUAGACUCGCCAGCUCUUGGAGGAGGACGUGGGUCAGAGGCGCUACCUCUCCCCGAAGUGUCCCAGGAGCAGUCAAGCACGUCAUCGCAACCCGCAGCUGGCGUUGCCCCUCAUGGCGCCGUCAGUGGCUUGCAGCUUCAUCCUCAGUCUCUCUUCGACGGCAAUGGGACGCGCCCUCCCGCCGACGGCGCCUAUCCUAUGGCUGCCACCAACGCCGCCGCCCCUCAUCCCCAAUUCAUCUCUUCCGAUGCCUCCAAUACCACGGCAGCCAACGGUGUCUGGUCCGCGCGAGGGAACAAUGUGCCGCCUUCAUCUUCAUCCGCUUCAACUCUCACAGGUGCCUUUGCAUCGCCAAUGCGCCAGAUGCCCGCUCGUCGCGGGGUGGCCAGCCCUGCGACCGCGCUCACUGCUACUACUCCAUCACGCCCUGGUGCAACAUCCCGCAGCGGGCCAAGUACCAACCCCUUCUCCCUCGAGCAGCACAAGGUCUCGCCCAGUGCAACACAGGCAAAGGCCCUUCACCCGGCACACGUCCUCUCCGAGAUGCAGCAACAGUCUGGCUCUCCCUCCCGCCUCGCAGCUACAUCGUCCCCCUCGUCCAAGGCUGCAGAUGGUUCGCGCGUCCUGCCGCCUCUGGUGGGCACGCCUAUGCGCCCCUACAUGAUUAGAGACGGGGUAGCCGACUCUUCGAUGUUCCUUUACGGGUCGAGCGAUCGAGCUGCUGGUCGCAAUUCUGUGACGCGCAUGGCGGCCAAACGCGCCCGUCGCAACGGCUCUACCGCUGGCACUAACCUGUCAGACGACGAGAACGAUCCUCGCGGCGCUGGUGAGAGCAGGAACUCUUCACCCAUCAGCCGAUCUAAUGCUGGCGGCAGCAGCAGUGUCUCACGCCGUCGUGGCCCUGCACGCCGCAAGUCCAGCAUAGCGGACGAGGACAGCCUGAUGAGCAAGUCCCGCGCAGGCAUUGCCGACGAUGACGACGAGGACGACGAUGGGCUCAUGGGCAGCUUCCCUGGAUCAGCGGACGACAGUGGCAUCUACAUGCCUGACUUCACGCCCUUCCACAAGAGCAUCGGCCGCGCGGCUGGUCUCGGCGGUGCGGCAAUUGGGAUGACACCGGGACCUAUGGGAGGGGCCUUUGACUCGCUCGCUUUCCCUCGUACGGUGGGCAGACCAACUCCGAGCAAGCGACGCCGAGGAGCUGGGCAGGAUGGCAACAGCAGCGGAAGCGAGGAGGCUGCUUCUUCUGCUGGCCCCCUGGGCGGACAUCGUGGGGGCGAUCAGUUCUCGAGCCCUCAUCAUCCUAAUCUAGCACACUCUUUGGGUUUGGCGCCACAGUCCGCCUUGAGGAGCAGCGCUGGAGGGCGCGGCGGCAACACUGGAGGGUCAGGUGCAGCCCAUGGAGGAGCGCGAGGUCGCAGCGGAACCAACGGUGCGAGUCUUCCCUUUUCCAUCAGCUCGACGCCCCUGCCCGCUUCGACGACAAAUGGCCUGCUGGGCAUGACGCUGGGCUUCACGCCCUUUGGCACCAAGGGCAGUGCAAGCGUGGGAGGGCACGGCGUCCUCAGCACUAUGAGCCCCGCGGGCGGGAGCUUGCUUUGGCCAGACAGUGUGCGUGCCUCUUCAAAGAGGCGCGUCAACGGGAGUGGUGCGGUGGAAGACACUCCAUCUUUGAGCAGCAGUAGUAAAAGGCUGCGCUUCAGUGGAGCCAGUGGCAGUGAUAGCAAGAAGGGAAACGCGACCAAAGAGAAGGGCAGCAAGGGAGCGCUGGAUUGCAGCAGCGGUAGCAGCGAUGACGAGCAGCGCCAUGCCAAGGCUCCCAAGAUCGCGGACGAGGAUGAUGAAGAUGAUGACGAGCAAACAAACGUGCUCAGCAAGGAGAGUCUCGGGCCUGGUGCUCGCUACCACACUGUCGAUGAGACCCCCAGUCGACCACCGGCUCUGCGCGGCCUCAGCCGCAAGGGAGGCAAGGCCAAAGGACCAGGCAUUGCUGAGGCCGAGGAGGACGAUGAGGACGACGACGAGGAGCGCUCGGUCCUCAAGCCUCUACGCUUCAAUGCUGCUGCUAUUUGA